GCACCGAUAUUCUUUACAUCGGCCCCGUCAAAGGAAACAUAUAUUCGAGCCCAGGACUGUAUAGCAAAACGAUGACACCGACCUACGACGCUCACGACGGCAGUCCCCUGUCACCCACUUCAGCCUGGUUUGGUGACAGUGCCUUGUCGGAGGGGAACCCGGGCAUCCUGGCCGUGAGCCAGCCCGUCACCUCCCCAGAGUCCUUAGCAAAAAUGUACAAGCCACAGGCGCUGCUUGAUAAAGCCAAAAUCAACCAAGGAUGGCUAGAUUCGUCCCGAUCUCUUAUGGAGCAGGAGGUGAAAGAAAAUGAAGCUUUGCUGCUCCGGUUCAAGUACUACAGCUUUUUUGACCUGAAUCCAAAGUACGACGCGAUCAGGAUCAACCAGCUGUACGAGCAGUCCAAGUGGGCUAUCCUGCUGGAGGAGAUCGAGUGCACGGAGGAAGAAAUGAUGAUGUUUGCGGCACUGCAGUACCACAUCAACAAGCUGUCCAUCAUGUCCUCAGAAAACCACCUGAACAACAGCGACAAGGAGGUGGAUGAGGUGGAUGCUGCGCUGUCGGAUCUGGAAAUUACUUUGGAAGGUGGCAAAACGUCGACGAUCCUGGGUGACAUCACUUCCAUCCCGGAGCUCGCCGACUACAUUAAAGUCUUCAAGCCCAAGAAGCUGACGUUGAAAGGCUACAAGCCAUACUGGUGCACCUUCAAAGAUACCUCUAUCUCCUGCUAUAAAAGCAAAGAGGAAUCCAACGGGACUCCUGCACACCAGAUGAACCUGAGAGGAUGUGAAGUUACCCCUGACGUGAACAUCUCUGGUCAAAAGUUUAACAUCAAACUUCUGAUUCCGGUGGCGGAGGGAAUGAACGAAAUCUGGCUUCGCUGCGAUAACGAGACGCAGUACGCCAGCUGGAUGGCCGCCUGCCGCCUGGCCUCCAAGGGCAAGACGAUGGCCGACAGCUCCUACGGCAUGGAAGUACAGAACAUCCUCUCCUUCCUGAAAAUGCAGCAUUUGAACCCAGACCCGCAGCUGAUCCCAGAGCAAAUCAAUACCGACAUUAACCCCGAGUGCCUGGUUUCUCCUCGCUACCUGAAAAAAUACAAGAACAAGCAGCCAGGCUAUGUAAGAGACUUGAUCACGGCACGCAUCCUGGAAGCCCACCAGAACGUUGCUCAGAUGAGUCUCAUCGAGGCGAAGAUGCGAUUUAUUCAAGCCUGGCAGUCGCUGCCCGAGUUCGGCAUCACGCAUUUCAUUGCAAGGUUCCAGGGGGGCAAGAAGGAGGAGCUGAUCGGUAUCGCCUACAACCGGCUGAUACGGAUGGACGCCAGCACGGGCGACGCCGUCAAAACCUGGCGGUUGAAGCAGUGGAACGUGAACUGGGAGAUAAAAAUGGUGACGGUGGAGUUUGCAGAUGACGUCCGGGUGUCCUUCAUUUGCACGGAGGUGGAUUGCAAAGUGGUUCACGAGUUCAUCGGCGGCUACAUCUUCUUGUCGACACGAGCGAAAGAUCAGAAUGAGAGCUUAGACGAAGAGAUGUUCUACAAACUGACCAGUGGUUGGGUGUGA
Egretta garzetta (little egret) is the source of this 1562-nucleotide messenger RNA. RefSeq names its product fermitin family homolog 2-like. Gene Ontology annotation, molecular function: integrin binding. The record is from RefSeq and is a predicted model, not a curated record. Gene Ontology annotation, biological process: cell-matrix adhesion; integrin-mediated signaling pathway. Gene Ontology annotation, cellular component: focal adhesion; extrinsic component of cytoplasmic side of plasma membrane. NCBI's taxonomy places the organism in Eukaryota, Metazoa, Chordata, Aves, Pelecaniformes, Ardeidae.